Zingiber officinale is the source of this 3830-nucleotide messenger RNA. RefSeq names its product probable galacturonosyltransferase-like 3. The transcript has 4 exons. The record is from RefSeq and is a predicted model, not a curated record. Gene Ontology annotation, cellular component: Golgi apparatus; membrane. The coding region runs from base 84 to 1100 and encodes 338 amino acids. Lineage: Eukaryota; Viridiplantae; Streptophyta; Magnoliopsida; Zingiberales; Zingiberaceae. Gene Ontology annotation, molecular function: glycosyltransferase activity.
UUUUUUUCCCAAUCUCCUCCUCCUCCUCCUUCGCCCUCUUCUCUCCAAGACUCCAACCUCCUCCCCCCUCGCAGCUGCCUCCAAUGCCUCUUUCCGCCCUAAUCGCGGCGGUUCUCCUCCUCCUCGCCGCCUCCGGCCGGGCAUUGGCGGCUUCCCAAGAGCUUCCCCUCUUCCGCGAGGCCCCUGCCUUCCGCAACGGUCCCGGCUGCGCCGCCGCCCCCACCAUCCACAUCGCCAUGACUCUCGACGCCGCCUACCUACGGGGCUCCCUCGCCGGUGUGCUCUCCGUCCUCCGCCACGCCUCUUGUCCCGAAUCCAUCGCCUUCCAUUUCCUCGCUACCCGGCCGCGACGUUUCCGCCCCGCCGUCGCGACCUCCUUUCCCUCCCUCGCCUUCAACGUCUACCGCUUCGAUCCGGACCUCGUUCGCGGCCGCAUCUCUUCCUCCGUCCGCCGCGCCCUCGACCAGCCGCUCAAUUACGCGCGCAUCUACCUCGCCGACAUCCUCCCCAGCUCUGUCCGCCGCGUAAUCUACUUCGACUCUGACCUCGUGGUGGUCGACGACGUCGCCCGCCUCUGGGCAACCGACCUAUCACCUGACCACAUCCUCGCCGCCCCAGAGUACUGCCACGCCAACUUCACCUCCUACUUCACCGACCGAUUCUGGUCCGACCCGGUCUUCCCCGGCGCUCUCGCUGGUCGCCGCCGCCCGCCCUGCUACUUCAACACCGGAGUCAUGGUCAUGGACCUCGACCGCUGGCGCGCCGGCGGGUACACCCGGAAGCUGGAGUCCUGGAUGGAUAUCCAGAAGCGCGAGGCGCGGAUCUACGAGCUGGGCUCGCUGCCCCCUUUCCUACUCGUCUUCGCCGGCGAGGUAAAGGGGGUGGACCACCGGUGGAACCAGCACGGCCUCGGCGGCGACAACGUGAAGGGCCUAUGCCGCGAUCUUCAUCCGGGGCCAGUAAGCCUCCUCCAUUGGAGCGGUAAGGGGAAACCCUGGCUUCGCCUCGACGCCGGCAGCCCCUGUCCCCUCGACGCGCUCUGGGCGCCCUACGACCUCCUCCGCCGCGACGACCGCGACGACCUCUUUGCCGACGUCUGACCUCCACCGCUCUUCUCUCCCUACCACCGUGCUCCGUCAGCCGGCGUCGCUGACCAGUGCGAUCGGAUCGGCUUACCGCUGGCGCACCGGGGCGAGCGGGCGGUUGGGUUCGACUUCGAUCGAACAAUUGGCACGUGACGAGUCAAAGAGUUGAACGCGUAACAGCUGGCGCCGGGUCCGUGAGCGAUUAAAAUGACACUGGCAACCGGCGUUAAGCGGUGAUCGGUGGCGUACCUUUUCGCUUUAAUUUAAUUUAAUUUAUUUUUUACGAGUUCAUCCAGUUGCAUAGAUAAAGUUUUCACAAAUUUUGGCGGGGACUCUGAAAUAAUGAAGAAAGCUGACAGACAGAGAUGAUAGAAAUUAUUUUGUAUUAUUAUUUUUUUUUUAAAUUUUUUUGUUAUGGUGUUCCAGUUCGUUGUGGUGGAAGCCAGUGAGAUGGCUGCUUUUUUAUAUGAAAAAAAGGCAAUUCCCCCCAUUUUUAAAUGGCUGUGACUUGAGAAAGGAGGGUAUAGUAAUUGUAUCUGCUGGCAUCUUGUGAAGGUGGCAAGGAAUCCAUUGACAAGUGAACUUACAAAAUUGCCUCCAUGAAUGGAUUGUUCUUUUCUGGCUCAAAAUUUUUGUUGAAGUUGUUUAUUGCAACUUUCUUGCACCUAUAAUAGUUAAAGUUCUAAAUCAAUUUUAUUUUAUAAUUUUUAAUAUACCGUGGAAUACAAAAUUAUAUUCUCUCCUCAGCUAAAAAAUGUCUUUACAAACUUCAUACUUCAUUAUUAAUUAUAUAUUGACUUCACUCACAUGAUUAAUUUUGAGAGAAAUAAAUUUGAAUUUUCUAGUAUUCUUAUACUACAAAUCUCAAAUCUUAUGUCCACAUUGAUUCUAGUUUUUUCAUCUUCAGCUUUUUAGUCUCAUAAAUCUCUCAAGAAACCUUAUACAGGAUACUCUUAUUUUAGAACAGAUGAUGAAGUUGAUACAAGCAUGCAAGUCUCUAUUAGUAUUCUAAAGACCAUUUUCUCUAUUGACUUUGGGAUAGAUUAACGGGACGGCUAGGGGUGAGCGCAAUAGCCUUUUGCGACGUGUGUGAAAUCAUGUGGACUUUCUUUCCAUUGGAAUUUGUAACAACCAAAGCAACCUCUGCAAGUAAACUUAACGCAGGAGGAUUCUUCAGUUUCAUUUAUUCAAAUGAUUCUGUCUCAUUCAAUUUAGUCAAGAUAGAUUGCCAUGCUAUUUAUUGGGGGGAAUUGCGUGAGUAACUCAGUUUUCCAUCUUCUUUCACUUAUUAAAUUUAAACUAGUUUUUUUUUCCUAAUGACUUGAGAAAAUUUGAUUCUCCUUUUCUGUAAUUGCACCACAUCAUUCAUUUUCCGUCAGACAAAUUACAGCUUAACAUCUUUGACAUCAUCUUUGAUAUCUCAAUAGAAUCUAAAAAACAAGGUGUUACCUAACUUCUUGUUAGCUGACAACCCGUGCAGAACUUGACUGUUAGCUAGCGGAGAUUGUUAGAUAUGGAUGUAUAAAAGAAGCUGCAGGCCUUGUUAUUUCCAUCAAAGGCAAGCUCGUUUAGUAACUGCCCUUCAGAGCUUUUCUAAGUCUCCUUUUUCAUCAGCCAUGGAAGGAAGCAUCGGCAGCCCAAUAGAGAGCAGGAUCGCAGUGGUUUCUGGAGGCAACAAGGGCAUUGGACUGGAGAUAUGCAGGCAAUUAGCGUCCAGCGGAGUCAGGGUGAUACUGACAGCCCGAGAUGUGUCACUGGGAAUGGAAGCUCUGGAGAAACUGAAAGAAUCUGGACUAUCGAAUGUAAUCUUUCACCACUUGGAUGUGACUGAUGCCUCCAGCAUCGAUUCGUUGGCCGACUUCAUAAAGACUCAGUUUGGAAAACUCGACAUCCUUGUAAAUAAUGCUGCAGUUGGAGGAUUAACUGUAGACUUCAGUGCUCUAAAAGAAUCGAGACCCACGGAUCAUGAGAAUGAACGAGACACAGGUGAGAUACCUGAGUGGCUUCAGCCACAUGUCGUGCAGACUUACGAAAUGGCAGAACAGUGUCUGAGGACCAAUUACAAUGGCAUUAAAGCUGUCACAGCAGCGUUGAUUCCGCUUCUCCAAUCAUCUGAUGAAGGAAGGAUCAUCAACGUGUCAUCGACCCUGGGGCAGCUUAGGGUACUGUUUUGCUCUACUUUAGCCUCAAUUAAUCACAAGUAAAUCGUUCUUAGCUUCGGUUUGCAGGUUAUUUCAAAUGAAGAGCUUCAGAGGGAGCUGUCGGAUGUGGAUUCCCUGACAGAGGAGAGGCUGGAUGAGGUGAUGCAGCUGUUUCUGAAGCAUUUCAAGGAUGGCGAGUUGAGGAACCAUGGUUGGCCAACCAUGGCGGCGGCGUACAAAGUCUCUAAAGUGCUCAACAAUGCCUACACUAGGGUUCUUGCCAAGAACCUCCCGAGCUUAUGCGUUAACUGUGUGAAUCCUGGCUUUAUCAAGACGGACUUGAAUUAUAACAGCGGGAUCUUGGGUGUUGAAGAAGGUGCCAGAGGACCGGUGCUGUUGGCGCUGGGAUGCCAUGGAAAAGCCACUGGUCAUUUCUUUGAUCAGGAUAAGCUUUCAGACUUUUGACCUGUGGAUGGGGCUUGUAAUUGAUAUAUAUGGUAAAACGGUUAGUUAGAGUCCUAUAGUCAAUCAUUUGAUGAUUAUUGUAUGGACUCAUUGUAUCAUAUUCUUAUAUAUAAAUAAAGACAUUUAUUUUUGGUUAUUA